AUGACCAUAAAAGGAGGCACAAAGCAAGCUUGUGCUGCAUGUAAAUAUCAAAGGAGAAAAUGUGUCCCGGACUGCCCUCUUGCUCGCUACUUCCCGGCCGAUCAACCGAAGAUGUUUCUGAAUGCUCACCGCCUUUUCGGGCUGAAGAAUAUCGGGAGAAUCUUGAAGAAAGUUGAUAGUGCUAAGAAGGAUGAAGCUAUGAGAACCAUCAUUUUCGAGUCUACCAUUCGCGCAAAGUAUCCGGUUCAUGGAUGUUGGGGGAUUAUAUGCAAACUUCAGCAUCAUAUACAAUCCGCCAUGGAUGAGGUUCGAUUGGUGAAGGCGACGGUGGCGAGAUGCAAAGAGUGUAACCAGUAUCAAGUAUCUUCCUCAUCAUCACCUUCUGAAAUAAGCACAGUUUCGAUUCAUAAUGUUGUUAAUUUAGGGCAAUAUAAUGAUUUGUAUGCAGAAACCAGUGAGAAUUUGAUGAACCAAAAUGAUUUGAAGAUUGAAGAAGACCCUUUUUAUGAUGAUCCUGAAGAUUUUCAGAUUACAGUUCCGGAAUUACAAGUUCCUCAGGAUUAUGAUCAUAAUUUACCAACCUUUGAUAUUACUGGUUUUGAUCACAACGAGCGGUUUAUUAAUAUUAAUCCAUCCAAAGAAGGUUCAAGUGGGCGCUAA
Pistacia vera is the source of this 660-nucleotide messenger RNA. Its product is annotated as LOB domain-containing protein 7-like. The transcript has 2 exons. The record is from RefSeq and is a predicted model, not a curated record. Lineage: Eukaryota; Viridiplantae; Streptophyta; Magnoliopsida; Sapindales; Anacardiaceae. The coding region runs from base 1 to 660 and encodes 219 amino acids.